Messenger RNA from Anopheles moucheti, 1520 nucleotides. RefSeq names its product enolase-binding protein. The transcript is spliced from 5 exons. The record is from RefSeq and is a predicted model, not a curated record. Lineage: Eukaryota; Metazoa; Arthropoda; Insecta; Diptera; Culicidae. The coding region runs from base 309 to 1520 and encodes 403 amino acids.
UCAUUCGUCAUUUGACGAUAACGCCACCGUUAGGUCAAUAUCAUUUGCUGCGGAUUUUUUCGGUUUGUAGUAAGAAAGUUCGCCAGAUCCGUUCGUGCGCUACGAACAGAUAACGGUGCGCCAUUUACCACCUGCCCUUCGUACGCGAAUUACCGCAGGAGCGGGUGGCUUACUUCAGCGGUGGGGUGUAAUUUUUUGUAGUUCGCGUAUCGAUUCGAGGUGCCGACCUAGUCAGUCAGUCAGAAGAAUCCGUUCGCUGCAAUACGGAACAAAAUAGGGUCCGUAGAAUCCAUCCGUCCGCAUACACGAUGGCUUUAGGUAACGUCUUGUACCUGCUGACGGCUACGGUGCUUCUCUCUACCAUCGGCUUGGCAACGUGCUCCAACGAAAACAGCAAGUUUCUGGUGAAUAGCAGACUGGAAGUUAACGUUAAGUCCUUACUGAGUGAAAUUUGCGGUACCAAUUCGUCCUUGCUCAGUAUCGGUGUGAAGUCGCUUAGUAACGAAUACAGCGAUCGUACGGUCGAGAAUCUGUGUGGUAAUGAAACAACCGAAGUGCUGCUAUGGAUACCAGUAGGAAACUUUGGCAAUCUUGCCGAGUUAGGAUCUUUCAGUCGCUACCUCGGCAAAGGCGCUGGGGACGAAGAUUUCGCCGAGUACUGCAGUUAUGACGUAACGACUAAAUCGUGUGCUACUGAUAGCGGUGUUGUGGAAGGAUCAAUUCUGCUGCUGGCUGAGAAGUUCCCGGAACGAUACGAACUGCGUGAUUUGGUGUACAAAAAGUGGAGAAAUUCCACCCAUCUAGGUACACCGAUUUUGGCCUAUGCCACGUUAAAAAACCGCGAACCAGCGUACAAGUACGUCGAUCAGGAUAUUUCUUAUCUAGCGGAUACACGCAUUGAGUACGUCCUGCCAUCGACCGUGACGCACGGCGUGAAGCUGUCAAUGUUCCGCGGUAAAACGGAAACCUACAAGCUAGUCGCAGGGGAGAUAUACUAUAGCAGAAUUUUUAAGACCAUUAAUGCCAUUCGUUACAUGAGCCCUUACUCCACAAUUAACAUUACCGUCGUGGGAUCCGAAGGACGGGACUAUCGCGAAUUCCGCGCCAAACUGGUCACCGUGUACACUGACGAGGAGGGUUACGGUUGGUCGAAAUCUUUAUCGUCUAUUGAAGCUGCGGUGAUUGAAACCAAGCUUACAGAGACACACGUAGAAUAUGCUGUGCCGGUUAAUUUGUACGACUCCCAGUCACCAGUACUGCCCAUCAUCAACGAAGGAAAUGGUAUUGGGGACAAACAACAGGCUCCAGCAAAGAGUAUCGUGGCGAAGCCAGAAAACAUUCACAUUCAUAUCAGCGAGUUGGACAUCGGGCAAGCGUAUCCUGGAUUCCGCAGCGUAGCUAUUGGCGCUGCAGUUUUAUUCUUCUCCGUCCUUGGAGUAGCGAUCAUCGAUAUCAUUAGGCGCGUUAUUGCAAACCGUCGCGCAAAACGAUUGCAUCUCGGCAAGUACAGUCGGACGUAA